This is a messenger RNA of Verruconis gallopava, 3609 nucleotides long. RefSeq lists its product as uncharacterized. Gene Ontology annotation, biological process: double-strand break repair via homologous recombination. Gene Ontology annotation, molecular function: ATP binding; ATP hydrolysis activity. Bases 92 to 3511 code for a protein of 1139 amino acids. The transcript has 4 exons. The record is from RefSeq and is a predicted model, not a curated record. Gene Ontology annotation, cellular component: Smc5-Smc6 complex. Lineage: Eukaryota; Fungi; Ascomycota; Dothideomycetes; Venturiales; Sympoventuriaceae.
GAACAAAAGACCCGAGUCGCAUUUCCUUUGCGAACGCUCUCGCCAUAUAUUCUCGUUUUGUCUCGCGUCGCGAGAAAAAGGUGUCAAAGUCAUGUCGCGACGCCGAAACCUCGAGGAAGAGGAAGAUGAAUUGUCGGACUUAUCGUCGACGGCAAGCUCACAGGGCAGCAAACGAAGAAGGCUGAACGGCGAUGUUGAAGAUGAAGAGUCAGAAGGUGAAUUGCUCCCGGAUAGCUUUCGCCGGUCACCAAGAAAACAUCGGCAUGGAGCCGCCAUAGCAGGCGCAGAGAAGCAUCAGGCGGGCUCACUCGUGCGCAUUGCGGUCAAAAACUUCGUCACAUACACAAGGGCAACGUUCAACUGCGGACCCAGUCUCAAUAUGAUUAUCGGUCCUAACGGCACAGGAAAAUCCACACUGGUGUGCGCUAUAUGUCUAGGUCUAGGCUACAAACCGUCGGUGUUAGGAAGAGCGAAGAAUAUUGGCGAAUUCGUGAAGCAUGGUAGCAAGGAAGCCAGAAUCGAGGUAGAGCUUGCUGCAAAGCCUGGGCAGAGGGAAAAUACGGUGAUACAACAUACGAUCACACGAGAGGGAAAUAAGUCGGCCUACAAAAUCAACGGGAAGGUGGCAAGCCACAAGGAAGUCAUGGCGUGCGUAAAGUCAUUCAACAUCCAGAUCGACAAUUUGUGCCAAUUUUUGCCACAAGAUCGAGUUGUCGAGUUUGCGCAAAUGACACCUGUGGGCUUGCUAGAGUCGACGCAAAAGGCCGCCGCCAGGGAAGAGAUGGAAGCGUGGCACGUGAAGCUCAAGAUCUUGGGACAGAAGCGUAUAGAAAUGCAGGCGAAGCGUGAGGAGGAUUUGAAACAGCUUGAUGCUCUGGAGAAAAGGCAUGCGCAACAACAAGUAGAGGUAGAUCGCAUGAGGGAACGACAGACGCUGCUCACAAGGCUGCAAGCUUUGGAGAUGACGAGGCCUGCAUUACAAUACGCGCAAGAGAAGAACAAGCAUGAUGAAAUGAGACGGACCAAGAGACAGUAUGAGGCGGAGCUUAGAGAUCUCACCCAGCAGGUGGCUCCUGCUCUACAGGAAACAGAACAGAAGGAGAUUUACGUACGACAGCUCAAGGAAGCAGUUGAUGAAGCGGACAGAAUAUCGAAGCGCUUCGAGACCGAGAUUGAGAAAAAGGCAAAAGACGCUGAAGACAAGGCAAACAAGAUCUCCGCACUGGAGGUUGAACGCAAUGCUGAAAUCAACAACUACAAAAAGCGUAUCCCGGAGAUUCAGCGUCUUGAUCGUGAAAUCAAGCAAAUGGAGGACCAAAGAGCUGAAGAGCCGGCUGCUGUUGAUGGCGCCUCCUACAACGCACGCAUCAGAGAGAAAGAUCUACAGAUUCGUGAGCUUGUACGAAAAGCCGAAGAUAUAAAGGCUCAAGAAGCGGACAUAAAAGCUCGUGCAGAAGCUAAGAGCGCCGAGUUUGCAGCAAUUCAGAAUGAGAUCAGGGACUUGCAGUCUGCUUCCGGACAGCAAACACGGAAGCUGAUGCAGGCGUCUCCAGACACGCUCGAGGCCUAUAAAUGGCUACAGACGCACCAGGCCGAGUUCAAGGAGAAGAUAUAUGGCCCUCCUCUUGUGGAAUGCAGUGUAAGGGAUCCCCGAUAUGCAGGGGCUCUCGAGUCGCUUUUGAUGAGAGGCGACUUUCUCACAUUCACGGCUACAAACAAGGACGAUUGGAACAAGUUCAGGCAGAUAUGCCAGAACCAGCUACGUCUCAAGGAUAUCCAUAGCAAGGUUGCACCGAAACCCUUGUCUUUCUGGGAGUCGCCCAUGGCGAAGGAAGCACUAGCCGAGUACGGGCUUGACGAGUUCGCUAGCGACCUUCUCCAAGGCCCAGAGCCGGUGCUCUCAAUGCUUUGCGAUGCAGUGAGACUGCAUAGGACUGGUGUUUCGCUACAUGAUUCUACAGAAGAGCAAUUUGAGCGUCUCCAGAAUUCGCCGAUUCAGUCCUGGGUAGCGGGCAAGAACUCGUACAGGGUCAACCGACGACGCGAGUACGGUCCUAGUGCCGUGUCCACAGUUGUGUCACAAGUGAGACCCGCACAAUUCUGGAAUAGCUCUGGAGGCGGCGAUGUAGAAGCAAUCAGACAAGCGCAGCGAAAAUUGAGGGAUAUUGAGGUGGAUGCUGCAGAACUGCAGGAGGAACUUCAACCAAUUAGACAGAAGCUAAAUGAGUUGAAGGAACAGAGAGAGUCACUAGAGGAUGAAAAGCAAGCGAUUACCACGGAAAAGUUGGAUCGCCAGAAGGCGAGGAGUGAAUGGGAAGCUUUGCCGCGUAAGAUUCAAACAAUGGUCGAGCGUCGAGAAGAAAAACAGAGACAUCAAAACGAGAUUCACGACCGCCUUCGCGACAUUGCUCAACGUAAACAGGGUUUGUUACUUGAGCGAGCACAACUGGCUAUCGAUCAUACGAUCGCUCUUGAACGAAGCAUGCAAAUUUACGAAGAGAUGGCCGAACUUGAGAUCCAGCUCGUCGAAGGAGAGUCUGAGUUAGGUCAUCUUAUCCAGAAAAGUCAGCGUGUACGAGAUAUGCUUGAGCAGCGAAGAGUCGAGAUCCGAGAUUUCGAGGCGCGUAUUAAGGAGCAAACUGUGAUUUGCAAAAGAUUAGUCAAAGAAAUACAGGACGCUCAGCGUAAAAGAGCGACAUUAGAGAACGGUGAGCAACUCGAGGAGAUUAUGACCAGGUGGCUACAGGGCUUGGACCUGGAGACGGGGCAGCCCACGGAUGAUGAACGGACCAGUGUGGAGCACCUCGACGGGGAAAUUGUCUCAACUCGUCAGCGCAUCGAGUUGAUGCACGAGGGUAAUCCACGAAUAUUUGAGCAAUUUGAACAGCGUGGCCGUGAUAUCGAGAAAGUUAAGGAUCGCAUCGCGAACUUCCAGACAGACUUGGAUUCUCUGAACGCGCAGAUUGAUGACUUGAGACGGAAAUGGGAACCUGAGCUGGAUGAACUGGUGGAGAAAAUCAGUGCUGCCUUCUCCCACAAUUUUGAGAGGAUUGGUUGUGCGGGACAAGUGAGGGUGCGAAAAGACGACCACGACUUUAGGGAAUGGGCGAUUCAGAUUGAAGUAAAGUUCCGCGAGAAUGAAGAGCUAGCCGUCCUCGACUCACAUCGCCAAUCCGGUGGAGAACGAGCAGUCUCGACAAUCUUCUAUCUCAUGGCUCUUCAAUCGAUGGCUCGCUCGCCCUUCCGCGUCGUCGACGAGAUCAACCAGGGUAUGGACCCGCGCAAUGAACGAAUGGUUCACGAACGCAUGGUGGACAUUGCAUGCUCUGAGAACACGUCACAAUAUUUCCUCGUCACCCCCAAGCUACUCAACGGCCUGAAGUAUCACCCUCGAAUGGUUGUGCACGUCAUUUACAGCGGUGAAGAGAUGCCAGAGGCAGGGAGCGAAGGUAGCAUGCUGGAUUUAAGUGUUCUUGCUCAGAGAGCAAGAGAAUUGGGUAGGGUGCAUUAAAGAGGUCGCAUCGUUUUGAAGAAGUCGAGUUGUCUUCGUGAUAAUCGACUACGUAUCAUAAUAAUAUACACAUGCUGAUGAACAGCUGAAGGCCGCAC